GGCGGCUCGGGGAUGCUGCUGCUGGCCAGCACGCCGUACGCCAGUCUGUCUCUUGCUGGAUUGCCCAUCGCCAUCAUGUCUGUCAGUGCUCCUCGAGCGGCGAAGCGGCUGCGCUUGAGCCUUUCCACCACCACUUCCGCUACCGUGUGCACAUCAUGUCGGCGUGCCUUUGCCUCAUCAACCCGCCUUCAACAGCCACCGCCGCCGGAGUCGUCCAGCUCCAAUGGCAAGACGACGCAUUUUGGCUUUGAGACGGUCGCCGAGUCUCUCAAGGCUUCUCAAGUCGGCGCCGUCUUCUCCUCCGUGGCGAGCAACUAUGAUACCAUGAACGACCUUAUGUCCUUAGGCAUACAUCGAGUGUGGAAGGAUAACUUUGUUCGUGGUCUGAACCCGGGUGUUCGAUACGCAUCGCUACAUGAGAAGGGCCAAGGGCAGAAGAUCCUGGACAUCGCGGGCGGCAGCGGUGACAUAGCAAUUCGCAUGCUCGAUCACGCGACGAAUGUCAACCACGAUCAUGCGACCCAUGUCACGAUAUCAGACAUCAACCCGGACAUGCUGAACGAAGGCCGUAAGCGCCUAUCUACCACGCCGUAUCACGCAGCGGGUCGAGUCGAUUAUCUGGAGGCGAAUGCAGAGGACCUACACACGGUGGAGAGCAAUAGCAUAGACCUGUACACUGUGGCAUUUGGGAUUCGCAAUUUCACGCACAAAGACAAGGCGCUGAAAGAAGCGUUCCGUGUCUUGAAGCCUGGCGGCGUUUUCGCAUGUCUGGAAUUUGCACCACAGCUGGCCAACCCAUUGCUCAACGGGAUAUACAAGAGGUGGUCAUUUAGCGCGAUCCCGCUGAUUGGGCAGGUUGUUGCUGCUGAUAGGGACAGUUAUCAGUAUCUGGUGGAGAGCAUUGAGCGCUUUCCCUCGCAGCGCGAAUGGGCUACGAUGAUACAGGACGCUGGGUUCUUGAUCCCAGGACAAAAGAGUGACGGCACCAUCACAGAAUCAGGAUGGGAGGAUCUCAGCCUAGGCAUCGCUGCAAUCCACAAGGGCGUGAAGCCGUUGUAGACGCCCAGUGGCGUGAACACCAUCAGCUCGCCAAACUGAACGCAUCAUCGAAUCCCAAAAACGUUUUGUAGUGACACUGAUGGGACAGGCUGACUUGCUACAAGCAACAUACCAUGCUGUUCACGUUAUCUCUACCAACUGACUAAGUCGUGGUCAGCCUGCAAAUGCAGCCCCGCGUAAUGUGUCAAGUUAUGCAACUUCGAUCGAACGCUGCGUGCACGGUUUUGUAGCUCCAAAAUAGGACAGAGUUCGACAUGAACCUAGCCGGGGCUAACUUGA
This is a messenger RNA of Cercospora beticola, 1338 nucleotides long. It is a transcript of the gene COQ5, whose product is annotated as 2-hexaprenyl-6-methoxy-1,4-benzoquinone methyltransferase. Gene Ontology annotation, molecular function: methyltransferase activity. Gene Ontology annotation, biological process: ubiquinone biosynthetic process. The record is from RefSeq and is a predicted model, not a curated record. NCBI's taxonomy places the organism in Eukaryota, Fungi, Ascomycota, Dothideomycetes, Mycosphaerellales, Mycosphaerellaceae.